AAUUGACAAUAUCCUUGAAAAGGCAUCCCUGGGAAUGAAGGAAAUAAGUGUACACGGUGUUGUAGCCAUUUUGGUAUCAGAGAGACGAGAUGAAGGAGGCAGCAUCUUUUCUUGGACCAAGCUGUCAGUGCCAAAGACAAGCUUUCUUUCUACACACAGCUCUUCUUUAGGCCUGGGAAAGGUACACCCUGAAAGCUCAACAUUUUCUCUCUCACCCCUGGAAGCCGGUCCAAUAAAAGGCAUUACCUCACUCACCCUGAGAAAUAAGUCACACUUUUGCUCUUUUAAUCCAGAGAUCUGAAAGCACGUUACAAAUGUAAUUAUACCUCAUAAUAUAAUGUCCCAGGAGGAAGUUAAGUAUUACCAGUCACAUUAUAUAAAUGGGGAUAAUGGGCCACAGAUUGCUUCUGUUCUACCCACUAGGUAACGCAGUCUUGUCAGAAAACAUGUGAGGAGGAAGAAUAAAAUAUCAGCAUUAUGCGCUGUAAAUACUUUAUAAUGGCAUGGCUGUCAGAUGAGUCCCUGAGCACUGUUCUCAGUUUGUAUCACUAGCACCUGCUUUGUAGGAUUGACGUGUAGCUAGAGCUAGCAAAGCAACAUUUUGAUAUUGAACAUUUUCUUUUUCUUCCGUAUCCCCGGUGUUCAGUUUUCAAGUCUAAAUAUGAACAUCAACCUGGCACACAAAACAAGCUGCAUUCUGGUUCAGUCAUUAUCACGCUCAGAGAAGAUUCAAGAACCGGAAUUUAGCCGACCAUUCUGUUUUUGAUACCUAAGCCAUAGAUACCUCAACUCAAGUAUAAUGCAGGCAGGUCUUCCAUGGGACCAUUGGCUGGGAAGCAGCAGUGUCAAAUAGCAACCUCGCCUUGGUCAGUGUAGGAAACAGAUCCAGCAAAGGAGACGGAGCAGACGUGGAGUUAGAAAAGCAACCAUGAGUUUUGGGACCAUGGAUGUGUAUUUGAAUGAGAUCGAGAACAAUCUGCAGAGUAUCUUGUACAACGAAGAGGAGGACCAGGAGAAUGAAACCUGGAAGAUGUACAUGGAGAGGAAGAGCAUUGUGCUGGAGUUCCUCCACUCUGACUUGAACCUCCACCUGCUGAAACGCCACCAUAAGCGAAUCGAGCUCCUGAAAAAGUGCUCUUAUUACAUUGAAAUCCUGCCCAAGCAUCUGGCCCUGGGAGACCAGAACCACCUCAUGCUUCCCACCACCAUGUUCCAGCUGAUUGACCCCUGGCGAUUCCAGAGGAUGAAGAAGGUGGGAACAGUCCAAACCAAAAUCCAGCUGUUGCUCUUAACUGACCUGUUAGAGCAACUGGAACAAGGGCGGGAGGAGCUGGUCCACUUCCUGGAGACCUACGACAUGGUAACGUUCCUCGCCAGGUGGGAUUUGGUCAAGCAAAAGUUGUCGAAUCUGUCUGAGCAGAUGGAUAAUUUCCUCGCCAUGCUAGUGCCGGGAAAGCUGCAUGUGAAGCACCGUCUGGUGUCGGAUGUCGGGGCUACCAAAAUCCCACAUAUUAGGCUGGUUCUGAGCACCAAGAUGCCAGUGAUGUUCGACCGAAAGGAAUCCGUGGCACACGAGGACUGGGUGAGCCUCAGGUGGUUUUUCACAAGUCCACAGUCCCAACCUGAGCAGUACGAGCUCAGGUUUAAGCUCCUGGAGCCCCGAACUCAGCAAGAAAGGAUGCAGAGCGGAAUCAUGCCGGUCACGUCCAACACCUGUGAAAUCCGGAACCUGCUGUCCGACAGAUCGUACAGAUUCGCGGUUAAAAGGGCAGAGACUUACACGCUUGUCUAUGAACAGUGGCGCGAUUCCAUCACAUUGAAGACAAAACCUCACCUUGACGAAGACAUGGAGAGCCCCGUGGGCGAACCCUGACGGAUGAGACCGCAGAUGAGAAUUUUCUAAUUUUAUCCAUUCAAAAAAGUAAAAUUUUCAAAAUGUAUUUUUAAAGGUUUUUUUACAUAAAAUGGAACUUGUUCUGUCUCAAAUUGUAAUUU
Molecule: messenger RNA, 1995 nt
Organism: Pelodiscus sinensis (Chinese soft-shelled turtle)
Lineage: Eukaryota; Metazoa; Chordata; Testudines; Trionychidae
Source: RefSeq, a predicted model, not a curated record